AUGGAAUUUAAAGUCCAGGUCAAGCGACGGAUCAGGUGCAUCGUGGAGGAUCUCGAGAACAUCUUGGGAGACCUGAAGGAUGUGGCGAAGGAACUCAAAGAGGUGGUUGAGGAGAUCGACUGCCUGACGUCUGAUCUCCGUCUGGAGGAGGAUCUGACGGACAGCUCCAAGACGGACACGCUCAACAGCAGCUCCAGCAGCACCACCACGGCCUCCAGCGUCAAGAUCUACCCCGAGGAGACGCUCUUCAGACCGCCAGCCGUCCUCACCGUCCUGAAGAGACCCACGCCGCCAGUUCCUCCGCUCCGGAGCACUCCGUCCAGAGCCGAGGAGAUCCCGCUGAUGCAGAACGGAGCGCCCAGCAGAGACUCUGCGAAGAGCCUCGGCGAGAGCCGCUGUCCUCAGACCACGAGAGAGCGAGUGCGCUUCAGCGAGAAGGUGCAGUAUCACGGCUACUGCCCAGACUGUGACACGAACAGCACAGAGCUGCACUUACACACCGAGCUGAUCGACACCAAACCCAGCCCCGUCCAUCAGUGCUCCGAGAACGGCGUCCUCGCUUUCCCCUCGCAGAAACCACACAAGACCAUUUUACGCAAGUCCACCAGCACCACCGUUUGACGCAGACCGAGGCUGAACGAACUUCUCUUUAUAGUUUCCUUUUGUUUGGAGAGGAGACAGAAGGAGAGUGUUGAACGCUCACCUUCAUCUCAUCACGCUCGCCUCGCCUCGCCUCGCCGUUCCUGACAGAAAGAGGUGUUCUUCACAGCGGAGCCAGAGCAGUUGAUCACAUCACCCUUUAAAGAAAAGAAACCAAAAACGACUAACAAUCCACCGCGAAAGACACAUUCAGUCCAACGCUGCCAGAGAAUCAGAAGUUUGUAAAGGACCUUCUGUGUUUUUGUAAAGAAAGCCUUCAAAUACAAGAAGCAUAUUUUUGAUAUUUUCUAAGAUGAUUUUAAAGAUGUCACACAGUAUAUGAUGGAAAAUGUAUUUAUGUACUGAUUAAAAAAC
Sinocyclocheilus grahami is the source of this 1014-nucleotide messenger RNA. RefSeq names its product proline rich 16 (gene prr16). The coding region runs from base 1 to 621 and encodes 206 amino acids. Gene Ontology annotation, biological process: positive regulation of cell size; positive regulation of translation. The transcript is spliced from 3 exons. The record is from RefSeq and is a predicted model, not a curated record. NCBI's taxonomy places the organism in Eukaryota, Metazoa, Chordata, Actinopteri, Cypriniformes, Cyprinidae.